Messenger RNA from Vespula pensylvanica (western yellowjacket), 13852 nucleotides. RefSeq lists its product as uncharacterized. The record is from RefSeq and is a predicted model, not a curated record. Gene Ontology annotation, molecular function: lipid carrier activity. The transcript has 24 exons. Lineage: Eukaryota; Metazoa; Arthropoda; Insecta; Hymenoptera; Vespidae. Gene Ontology annotation, biological process: lipid transport.
CUUAUCGAUAGGAGACUUUUGACCUCGUACAAACACGAAAAGCACGAAGACCUUUGGCACCGAUCUUCUCCCCCUAAGUAUGCACGUUAUUGGACGACGACGACUUCCAUUCGAACUGCGGACAUGGUCGUGGCAGGAAGCACUUAUUUAACCGAUACUACCGUGUGUAUUCGCGUAUACGUUUAAUCAAGCAAGCCCUGUGCAAGAGCAUAGCUUUGCACCCCACAGUCAGUCCUCGCUUUGACUUUUCCGCUCUUCGAACUCACCAGUCUCUUCCCGGCUUAACGUGCACUAGUAGCGUGCAGUGAUCCAGCAAAAUCAUCUAUAAAAAGAAAAAAGAAAAAAAAAAAAAAAGAAUAACAAAGUUCGUUAUUAUCAGGAUAAAUUAUCCGAAAUAACGAUGUUGCGUUUCAAACCGAUCGAUCUUUUAUCGUGUGAUUUAAAGGAGAAAAAAUCUUGAAAAUCGAUUGUUAAAAUUUUCUUGACAAUUCGAGCUUGCCUGUUGCAAUUUUAUUAGCAAACGAGCACGUUCGAUAGUAACGCUGCAAUUUUAUGAUUAAGAAUACGACGUUGUGCCGAUUGCAAACGUAAAGGGAUAAGUGUGCAUAUGGGGGAAUGAAGAGGACAGUUAUAAUACAAAGACAGUGACCUUGGUAAUCGACGAUAGUAAGAGAGAAAGAGAAAGAAAGAGAGAGAGAGAGAGAGAGAGAGAGAGAGAGACGGAGAGGGGGAGAAAAAAGGAUAAGAUGUUGCACGAUCGGAGAGUCUUCUUUUGGAGGGUGAUAUUUUUUACCCUUUUGUGCGCUCUCGUAAAAAUUGUGCAAGGAGAGAUUAUCAAAGAUCCAACAUUAUGUAGCCGCACGAGAUGCAAAGUACCGUACGAACGUAAGUUCAAGUACGAAGAAGGUGUCUCCUAUCAGUAUCAAUAUUCUGUGGACGUAAGCACGAAUCUCGGUAAAGUUGAAACGUCAUCAUCGAGUGGAGAAGAAUCGAAAAAUGAAACCAAGUUGAACAUAGAUGCCUCGUUGUUCGUUUAUUUCACUUCACCUUGCGAGGGUAUCCUGAAAUUUCAGAACGUCAGCAUAAGUCACGAUCGCAAACGCUACAAUGCCGAAUUUCCUGAUCGUGCUGGGGCAGAAUUCAAAGCUAACUUGGAGCGUUUUUCUCUGAGAUUUGCCUUUGAAGAUGGUCGAAUAAAUGAAGUCUGUCCGGACCGUCGUGAAACAGUCUGGACGUUGAAUUUGAAACGUGGUGCCCUUUCCAUGCUACAAAACACUAUGAAAAGAUUCGACAUUGAUCAUCGAGUCGACGAACUCGAUAUUAAUGGAAUAUGCGAGACAAAUUAUCGGCUUUACGAAGCAAGAAAGACUCAAUUGAUUAUCAAAAAGACGAAGAACCUAGCCGAUUGUCAAUUCAGCGGGAAACAUCUUUCUGUAUUGCAAUCUAAUUCUUAUAAAAAUCCUCGAUCGGCUAUGAAAACACCUAAGCGAUCUUUGUUGAAAUCCACUAAUGAAUGCGAAAUAACGAUCGAUCAUAACGUAUAUGAAAGAGUUGUCUGUAAAGAUACUUAUCAGCUUCGGCCACUAUCGAACGAUAAUAAUGUCGGUGCUAGAACAGAAAGUAUCGCUGUUCUUCAGCUCAUAGAGGAAGUUAAAGAAGAAUUUUACGAUAAAGAAGAAUCGAAGGAAGAUGACGAAUAUACUGACAAGAGUAUUGCGAUUAGAACCAAUUUACUUUACGAUCACGAGAAGGUUUCUAAGACGAUACACGGAGAGUUAAGAACAUCCAGAGAUUUCUUAAAAAUUUUAUGUAGAAACGGAGUAAAUUUGGACGAAAUUCAGCAGAGAUUUUCCGAAACGUUCAUCGCGUUCGUUCAGUCGGCUCGUCUUCUUGAUUAUCCUUAUUUGUCGCAACUAUUUGCUAGAGCAAAUGGGAUUUGUAAAACUGGCAAGAAACAUAUAAUCGAUGCGCUACCAUAUAUGGGAAGUAACGCUGCAGUGAACGUUAUGAAAGAUUUGAUAAUAAAGAAAUAUAUCAAUCAAGAAACUACAGCUAAUUGGAUCACGAUAUUUGGCUUAAUUCCUCGACCAAAUUAUGGAACUAUCCGAGCACUUGCACCUCUCUUAGAUUUUCAACAUAAGAUACCUAAUACUCAGUUUGUUUUAAGUUACUCAUCCGUUAUUCAUACGUUUUGCAAGUCAACUACUGCAGAUUGUAGUCGGCUCGAGGAUAUUACAAAAUUUCUCUCUUAUCUCGAACAAAAGAUCAACAAGGGUUGUGCUCUUCGCUAUCAUUCGCUUGUAGAGGUUAAAGAAACAUUGGAAGCUCUGAAAGCCAUAGAAAAUAUGGGGUUGAAAACCGAUGAGUUGUUGGAAGAAUUAAAAGUUUGUAUAGAUAACGUGGGUGGUUUCGUAACGAUGGAAGUUCGUGUUGCGGCAAUAAAUGCACAUCGUAGGUUGCCAUCCUGCGAAGAUACUCGAGAUCGGUACUUUCUGGAUUAUUAUCGAAACUUUACACUUGACUCAGAAAUACGUAUAGCAUCGUAUUUACAAGUAAUGCGUUGUCCUGAUUACAACGUCAUAAAGACCAUUAAGCAUGCUCUUAAGGUUGAAGAAGUCAAUCAAGUCGGUUCCUUUGUAUGGAGUCAUUUAAACAAUCUCUAUACUUCGUCGUCACCAACACAAGUAGAAAUACAGAGUCUCUUGACCGAUAGAGAUCUUGGAACUAAAUUUAACAGCGAUAUUAGGAAAUUCUCACGGAAUUAUGAAGGCUCCUUUUUCUCCGAAGAAUAUAAUUUUGGAGCUAAUCAUCAGAGUAAUUUGAUCUUUUCUCCGAAAUCAUAUAUACCACGUACUGCGAGUUUUAACAUGACCAUAGAUUUACUCGGAGAAUCUAUAAAUUUAUUCGAAGUUUCAAUGAGAAUGGAAGGCCUCGAAUAUUACGCUGAAAAUCUUUUUGGACCCGAUGGACCGUAUAGCAAUGAAAAAGUCUCUAAUCAUUUCAGAAACUUAAUCAGGAAUUUCAGAUCCGCGCCUGAAAGCGAGGAUCAAUGGUCGCGCGUUAAAAAAUUACCUAAUAUCAUUGAUAAUAAUUUCGACGAUCCAAAAAUUAGUUUAGGUUAUAAGAUUUUUGGAAAUGAACUAAAAUAUACAAUGUUAAACGGUGACAAGGAAAUCAAAGAAGCUUUAGCUAAUUUAAAUCCGUGGGAAAAAGUGAAAAAAAUUCUAUCGGCUCAAGAAAUUUAUUACGAUAAUACAGUGAUGUUCCUUGAUUCAACGUACGUGGUACCAACGACGUCAGGUUUGCCUAUACGUUUAGAUCUUGCUGGCUCAGCCGCUUGCAAAUUUAAAUUGGCUGGUUUUUUAAACGUUAGCCGUUCGAUGAAUACCGAAUUAGAACUUGUAGGAAACUUUACCCCCAGUGUAAGCGUGGAUAUUGUAGGCACUAUGAUGGUCGAUGCAUUUUAUAAAACUGCUGGAAUUAAAUUGCGUACGAAUAUGUACUCGUCCGGAGCUGUUCAAAUUCGUUUUAAUGUCGAGGGAGUACGUUUGGUACAGUUGAAUCUUGGCCUACCAAACCACAAAAUGGAAAUUUUCUCCAUCAUUACGCACGUUUUCUUGUUAGAAACGAAUGGAGCAGAGACCGAGGAAACGCAACUAGGUGUUCUAAUAACUGAUCGACAAUCUAAUUCAUCAAAGGAAUUAACAAUACCAGGAAAAAUCAUUAGCAACACGACUUGUACUUGGCAAACGCUCGAUCGGCUUAUCGGUCUUAAAAUGUGCGUUGAUUAUCAGUUUCCCAAUGUAACGAAAAAUCCUAAUGCAUCGUAUUUCCUUUUAAAUGGUCCAACUCUUUUCAAAGUUUCGGUCAUCAAGGCUGAUCCCACCGCUAAGACUUAUUUGUUGGAAUACAAAUGGGUACGGACGGAGAAACAAAGCGUAUUUAAAGUGGCAUUUGAUACACCUGGAUCACAAAUGAAGAGAGAAUUGAGUGCUACGGUAUCGUUCGAUUUAAAAAGUCAUAAUGUCACUGUUUUAUUACAUUCGGUUGGAAAUUCUUUGAUAGCAAAAGGUACGUAUAAGAAGACGGAAAAUGAAACAUUUAUAGAAAUUGGUUUCGAUAUAAAUGGAACUAAUCAUUUGGAUGCUAGCAUUGGAUAUACAAAAAAAAAGUUCGCAUAUGGAUACACAUACACUCCAAAAUUCUACCUAGAUAUCAACAGUGAACGAGUAGUAGCCGUUUCAGGUACGAUAAGGAACGUACAGAAGAACAAUUUGUCUCAGUGCGACAUCGAUUUGACUUUUCAAACGAAAAAAGUCUGGAGCAAAUUAGUAGGCUACAUUGUGAAGAGAAAUGUUAGUUUAGCUGGUGAUUUCCAAUUGGAUUAUCAGCUUCAAAAAAUGCCAAAAAAGGAAACGUUGCAUUUAGAAAUUACGUUAGCUAAUCGAUCUUCGAAAAACUUGGCACAUAAAUCAGCGGAUUUGAAGUUACAUUCUACCGCAUAUCCACAAUUGAACACGGUGAUAACAGCGUGGUAUCAACAAGCUCUAGGACACUUGGAGUUACACGCCGAAGUUAAUUCGAGCCCUCAUCUUCAAGAUGAAAGACAUAAACUUACUGCACAGUUAGUGAUAUCUUAUUCAAAAAUGUAUUUUCAAAAUCAAGGAACGAAAGUCAGUGCACUCAUUGCUAUUACGAAACCUAUACAAAAUCUUGAUAUUAAAGUAGGAGUGAAUCAUUACGUUAUUGGGAUAGAAUCAAAGACCAGUCUUCUUAUAGGAUACGCUCCAGGGAAAGAAAUUCAUUUAAUAGUGAGUACGAGAAUGCCACGAGGAUUGAUGUUCGCUGUGGAAGCUCAUGCUAAUCUAACGAUUCCUAAUUUCAAUUCAAUGAUAAUAAACGCUCGAAUAACAGAAAGAUCAAGACGAGAAUAUGAAUUGGAUUUCGCAGGAACUUGGUUUUCUGGUCAUAAUAUAACUGCCCGUGGAACUUAUACAGAUCAAUCAGGAUCUGCUUCGAUAAGUCAUAAUCUAAAACUUAUCUUAAGAUCACCCAGUUUUGCUAAUGAUAUUAUUCUUAAUUGUAAACUGUAUCACAAUACCAAUGAUAUGAGAAUUAGCAUCUAUGUAGAACAGCAAGACAUGAACAAAUAUGCAUUUAUUCUCAAUUAUACGAUAUUAUCGCUUACGAAACUGUUGGUAUACAUUGAAGGUAGAUAUAAAAGUAACGUAUAUUCUAUUCUAAGUAAUAUUGAUACCGAACGAGAAAUCAGGAUAGAAAUGCAUCUUGAUAAAUGGCGAGAUGUUCAUUUGACGUUAACCGGUAUCAACGAAGAAGAUAAAAAAGAAUACGGUAUCGAGCUUAAAUGGGAUGCCAACAGAGAUCCUGCAUUAAAGUUCGCAUCGAUUUUGCAACUCAAUAAAUUGAAUGUACCAGCUUUAUCGUCCGAUAACGUACCUGGAAAAAAUUUGACUGCAGCUGUAACUUUAACUUAUCCCGGUAGACUUAUUACUGGUUCAUGUCUGUUAGCUGUGCGAGGUCAAUAUAAUUACAUAGCAGACGGAGUAAUUCAAUGGAAUCCAGAAAAAACAAUUCACCUUUCCGUGGACGUUGGUUAUAAUUUCCAAACGUGGAUAAAUUCGCUUAAAUUUGAAUCUCAAUUGCUAACACCUUUUGAUCAAUGGAAGAGAACAGCAUUAAGUGCUAAAUAUUUGCAAAUACAGAGAAAAAUAAUUGCAAGCGGCAGUGCUCAUUGGAAAGAUACGCAACACGUUAUAGGAGAUUUUUACGUUAACGCUGAAGAAUAUGACGGAAUCAGCGAGUGGGUUGGCAAUUGCGGAUUGACGAGUACAAUUCAUUCUAUCAAGUGGAUAACGGUUAACGUUACGCACAAAAUUCUUCAUUCACAGACUGCGGAUACUCGUAUAUUAAUCAAAUACCAUCCGGACAAAGUAAUCGAUGCAUGGAGUAUUUGGCAUUUAGAUAAAGAAUCCGAUACAGUCUUUAAUUUGACUGGAAAUCUACACUUUGAGUUACCCUUAGCGAAUUAUAGAAAAUGCGAUAUAAAGAGUCAACUGCGUUUUAUACCAGAUUGGAAGAUAAUAGGUGCAGCUACCAUGGAUCUUGAUAAACGAAGAUACACUGGAAAUCUACUUGGAGAUCUUCGUCACAUAAAAGAAUCAAUGCUUCAACUUAAUUUAACAACACCGAUAGAGAAAUAUGCUUUCGUUAAGGCGAGAUUUGGUUUGUCGGAAAGUAAUAGACACAUUGUAGCUGAAAUCGUUAAUCCAAACGGUGCUUUGGGUUUUGAAGCUAUCUGUCAAUUAUUUACGGCAUCAUAUGAUUUCAAUGUAAAGCUAUUACUGGCCACACCAAUAGAUAUUCUUCAAAAAUCAUUAUUAGUAGCGAAACUUAAUAAACAGGAAGCUGACUUUAGAAUCGCAUAUAACAAUAUGACAGCCGGAUUUCAGGGUAUUUGGUACUACAAUAAUAUUACAGACUUUCACUAUACCUAUAAACUCUUCACACCUAUUUACGGUCUCCAAGAAAGUGGAGUUACCGCAAAAUUGGUGUUACUUCAUACGGAACCCGAUGAAAAGUUAUUCUUAAAUACAGAAUUUUCUGUAAAUUUGGCGGAAGUUAAACUCGGUGUAUAUGCCAAAGCUGGACCUAAACCACCUCCACUUCGUAUUCCUAUUAAAAUGAAAAUUUUGCCAACAAUAAGCGUUACAAAUAUAAAAGAGGAUUCUUUGACAGAAAAUGAAGAAGAAGAAGAAGAAGAAGAGGAAGAAGAAGAUGACGAAAAUAAUUUUUAUUGGCACGGCGAACUUACAAUUUGGCCUGUUAUAAUGGAGCCUGUAGUGUUAAAAUUGGAUAUCGAUGCAGAAGGAUAUGGUUAUAAAACAAAUGGUUUUUUGAUCAUUCCACCGAGACAGAUUAACUUUGAUGAUUAUUUUUGGAUGGAAGACGUGUUUAAUAUUAAAAAUGAACUUUAUAUAGAUACUCCUUUCAAUGCUGCUCAAGAGAUUACGUCGUCGUAUAUUUUUAAAAUAGAUAUGGAAAAAUCGAUUUAUUUAAUGCAGAUGGAUGUCAAUGUCAAAAAUAAUAUUACAUGGGUGAAGAGUGGACUAAAUGUAAAUUAUACGUACCAAGAAGAAGAGAAUGAUUGGAGAACGCAUACAAUAAAGUUUAAUAUAACGACGCCAUUAAAAUUCUUAAAAUCGAUCGAUACAAAGGCCGUUAUUGAUAUCGAUGAAAAUUUGUAUAAAACAAAUAUUAAUCUUCGUACCGAAGAUAGUAUCAUUGAUUUCUUAGAAUCUGUUGAGGCGGAGGAUGCUUUUAUGGAUGCUAUGCUCAUCAUUCGCGUUGAUAGUCCAGUAUUGGUAAUACCAAAAACUAAGUUAAUGUUAAAGAAAAAUUUCAUCGACAAGAAAAAACAAUUUGAGUUUGGUACUGUGAUAGAUGGUUCUGUGCGAAGAUCUGUAAGUAUAUAUAAAAAGAAACUUAUAACAUUAUAACAAUCUAACAUUUUGAUAUCUAUUUAGUCGAAAAUACAAGCAUAUUGGCUAAUAGAAGAUAGAAACUACGUCAAAGCAUUUGUAUCGUUAGAAACUUGGAUUGAGUUACUAAAAAAAUUGGAAGUCGAUGUAUUAUACGUUAAUACAAUUAAUUCGAACAACACGUUGAAUCUAAACGUAAACUUAACGCACAAUACCAAUCAAGAAUUUAAACUCGUCAGUAAUUACGAUAAAGGUGUCGUCAAAGCUGAUAUAUAUACACCUUUAAUUUCUAAAAAACAUCUACAAUUUCAAGGUGAUGUGAUAAAGAAAAAUGACAGCUUAUAUACUCUAGAGGGAAAACUGAGAAAUCUCGAGGAUUUGAAAGUAUACGAUGUUUUUAUGAAUACGAUUGUACAAAAGAAUACAUUGUCAAGUGUAAGCAUGCAGUUACGACCACAAGGGGAUACUACCAACAUUAAUGAAAUUAAUUUGAAGUUAAUUCGAAAAAAAUACGAAUUGAGUUUUAUUGCUGAUAGUCGGUUUUUCAAUGCUUCCGUCGAUAUGAAUGUAAUUAAUGCUUUGAAUUGGGACGUCAGAGCACAAGGUAGAAACAAACAAAAUAAUACGAAUUAUGAAUUAACGACAUUCAUGAACGUUCAAGUAAAUGGUAAUACUAGCUUAUACGUACAUGGUUCUACACCUUGGAAAGAGAUAGAAAGCUUGACAUUGGACGGAAAUAUAUUUUUGACCAACAACAGUGGCAUGAUUAAAGCGAAUCAUCAUUUAAAUGACGAUCGUUAUUAUGCGACAUUGCAAUGGAAGUUAGUGUAUAUGAUAGAUAUGUUUGGGAAAAUUGUAGCAGGAUACGAAAUAGAUGGUCAUGAUACUAAAGACGUAGAUGCACAGAUAUUCUUCAGAAAUCCCAAACGAUCAUUUCGUAAUUUUGAUACUGGAUUUGAUAUAGAUAUCGAUCACGAACGAUGGAAAUUUGGUAGCAAUGCUAGCAUUGGUUUUCGAAAUCAUGAGAAUAUUGAUGCGGUAUUCAUUGUUAGGCUUCCUCCACCGGAUAACGACAAUCAUCGUUUCUUGUUCAGCUAUCAUGCUAAUAAAGGGGUUCAAGAUAUGUCUUACGUUAUAGGAUAUAAUGCUCUUCAAGCAAAAACUAAUUAUGCAUCUGACGGUUCGCUUCGAGUUGCAUCUCGAGACAUCGACGGACAUUUACGUCUAACCUGGGGAAUGUUACCUAAUCAAACUGCAAAUAAUUUGUUCAAUAUGACCUUUGAUAAGCAAGAAAUAGAACUAAAGUAUUCGCUCUUUUCGCCGAAAUAUCUGCAGGAAGAGACACUUGUAAUUCUAUUCAAUUACGAUGCCAAAUCGGAUCAGUGCAAUCUCAUCGACGUCAAUGUAUUUUUACCUGCGAGGAAACGUAUUGGUACGGCAAGAAUAUCGUAUGAAAAUCUAGCGAAUAUCAAUGGCACUAUCAAUGCUACCACGCCGAUACCAAACUUCUCUUAUGUUGGUUGCAACUUCAUCGUUUUUACGACCUUAAAACAAAAUAAGAGAUUUAUCGAAUUUUUCUGGCCUAAUAAUACUGCUCUUUUAAAUUCAGAUUACUCGUAUCAAAGUGUGAAACUUAAUUCCACCUUAGAUGGUAUCUUCCAAUUAGAGAUUCCUUUAAAUACACGUCAUGUUGGUCACCUAACUUAUGGUUAUAAGAAACAACCUCAGAUUACCAACGGAUAUUCUACAUUGACAUACAAUCAGCAAACAAUAUUCCAGGCAGAUUAUAAUUCAAAGAGUCAAUCUAGAGCAGGUUUCGAAAAAGAUCAUAUCCAAAUAAAAAUAGAGAAUACCUUUAAACCGAUAGGUAUUAUUUAUAUAAAUCAGUAUGAAUAUAGCGGAGGGAACGAGGGAACAAAUUAUCCAACGGUUGAGAUCAAAUACGUGAACAUCUAUCAAUUGAACAACGUGUCGGCAUUUAAUAUUUCUGGUGAAUCUAGAAUCAAGACGAUGCAUACUGGUCAGGAUAUAGAUUUAAAGGCGAUGCAUUCGAAUCGUACGAUUCAGCUAAAGACUAAUUACAAAAUAUUGUCGGGAGAAUUUGAUCAGUAUACUUGGUUGAGUUUAGCAAAGGAUGCUUGGAUAUCGUAUCACGUAAACAUCCUUAAUAAAACUACCGAGGACGUGGACACUCAAUUCUUACUUCUCAAUUUGGUGUAUCCUCAAAGAAAUUUUACGUUCGACGGUUCUUAUAGAAUUACGAGUGAAGAGAUCAAUUCUGAGGCAAAACUAGAAUGGGAUCAAGAUAAGGAACGAGCUCGUACGAUAGGUGUUGGUUUCGAUUGGAAAAACAUCACAUCUACAAAAAUGCUUGCACAACAGCAAGCUGUUCUAAGCUUGAAACAUCCAAGUUUCGCCAAAGAAGUAACUUUCAAGGGUGAACUUUUAAAAAGAAAUAUCAGAGAUUUAUUGAACUUGGCUUUGGUCGUUGACUAUUCUAUAAAUCCGGAUAAACUUUUGGAAUUUUUUAUAAUGAUAAAAGACGAGAGUGAUUUACCAAACGAUAGAAAGUACGUGUACAGUAUAUCGGGAAAACAUCCAAAAACUGAACUAGAUCUUAAUAUCGAAGGUUUCUUCCACAAACACAAAUUCGUUUACGUAGAAACGGAAAAUCAUGGUAAGUAUAAACGCAGUUUUCUACCCGAAGAAAUAGGACAAUUAAGUGGUCGCGUGGACGUUGAACGAAAGGAAGUCAUAUUUCAUCGUAAAAACAACGAUAUGGUAAAAUAUUUGAAAGCGAGAUAUUAUAAUACGGAACCGCAAUAUGUUAUAAACGGUACUAUUAUAAAUACACCCGAUCUCAACGCUACCGGAUUUUUCUUCUUCGACCCAGAGGAUAAAUUUACUUGGAUGAUGGUCAAUUAUACACCUGAUGCUGUACAGAGUUUAAGAAUGUACGGAAAAAUACCAGAUGCUCGAAAUGCUGUUUUCAAUAUAUGGAGAACUUACGAUGACGAUCUCAACGUGUACGACGUUUCCUUUUAUUUGAAAUUAAAUCAUUCUAGGCUAGUUACUUCCACUUUAAAGUGGAGACCCGAACUCAAACACGACAUAACAAAUACCAUAAAAACGACAAUCUUAGAAAUGUAUGAAGGUAUUAAUAAGGAUGCUGAAUACUGGAAACAAUAUAUUAAGAGUGAAAGUGUAAGUAUUAUUUCGAACGUGUGGGAGGAUGCUCAAGAAGAACUUCAAGAAUUCGUUGACGAUUGGAACGACUUGAAACAACUCGAGACGGAUUUCGAAAAUUUGAAAUUGUACCUUAACGAUUCGUACAAUGCCAAUGACUUUUAUGUAAAAGAUAUCGUUACUUUUGGUGUAUAUAUCAUAGAUGAACUAUCCUUGCGUAGUCACAUACAAUCAUUGCCAAAUAUUUUAAAUGAAAUUUGGGAAAUAAUGGGCGAAUCUGGCGAAGCUAUAAGAAACUCUUUACUCUGGAUCAUCGAAACAAUAAAAAAUGCUUAUAACAAGGUCACCGAGAUCAUAGCUGCCAUACUUAGAGGUGAUUCUAUGUCGCAAUUGGCCGAUAUAAUUGAGAAAUUAAUAGAGAAAUAUGAUAUGAUCAUCAAGGACAUUCACGUGUCCUUUAUCCAAUACGUAGAAAAUCUUUGGGAUAAUAUCUCAUCGUCGAUCUCAGAACAAUGGAAUAAAUUUUUAAAACUCAUGGAACCGUUAUUCAUUCGGCUGCUACAUUAUAUCGAAACGAUGGUCUGGAAAAUUAGCAAAGAGGUCGUUGACUUCCUUUACAACCGCAAAAACGAGAUCAUUGCUUCACCGUAUUUCGACAGAUUUACGAACUUUACUCAAGAUAUUGAUAGAUUUUACAAAGACAUCAAAGGAAAUAACAUAAUUACUAAUAUAGAGAAAUAUUCUGGCUUGGUGAUACGAUUUUUAAAAGAACGAUAUUUCGCUUUUGUACCUUUUGGUAAAGAAUUAAAGGAUGUCAUUGAUGAAAUCAUAGUCGAAUUGAAGGAAUUGAAGAAGUUACCGACCGUCCAUUAUACCUUGGAAAAAAUGCAACAAGUAUACGAUAAAAUGAACUACUUUUACAACUAUUUAGAAAUUCGAGUUAAAAUAGAAUAUCUUAUUAGAUUUGCUCACGCCAAGUUGAUCGAUAUAAGCCAGACAGCGCUCCAAGCUGAAAGUCGUUAUAGAGAAGCUAAAACAAAGUUUCUCUUUGAUCCGAAUCAAGGUUUAAUGUGUCUCGAACAAAAACUUCCGAUGUCUUGGCAUGCAUUUAAUCAAACACCUGAAUUCCAAGAAAUCCCUGAAUACAGAGCGAUCAUUGAUAUGGGAUCGUAUUUUGUAACAUCCAAUACUACGUUCUGGAGUCUUUAUUAUCAAUACAAACCGUAUACCGAACCUUCGAAUUGGCUGCCACCGUUCAAAGCACAAGCAAUGAUAAUCGGAUCACAACAUUUCAAGACAUUCGACGGACAACACUUUGAUCUCAUUGGCUCUUGCACGUAUUUGCUUGCUCGUGAUUUCGUUCGAAAUACCUUUGCUAUUCUUAUUAGAUACAAUCAAGAAUCUAAUAAAUUGACCCAUGAUAUCAUCGUUCUAAUCGACAAAAACGAGAUCGAGAUAGAUAUCUUCAACGAUGUGGUAAGAUUGAAUUCGAAUCUAUCCUCGGAAUCAAAAAGUAAUCUUCCUCUCCCGAUAGAAUUAGAGAAUGGCACGACGUAUGUGUAUCAACAGGAUAAUAUAGUAACGAUUGAACGUAAAAGAGAUCAAUUGCGAUUAGAAUGUAAUCUUAAAUUCGACUUGUGUACGUUGGAAUUAUCUGGCUGGUAUUAUGGGAAAACAGCGGGUCUUCUUGGUACGAUGAAUAACGAAAAGAUAGACGAUUCUAUUACAUCGUCGGGUAUAAUGACAAAAGAUAUAGAUCGUUUUGCUCAAAGUUGGUCUAUCGAAAAUAGUUGCACGAAAAAAGUGUAUUCUCCGAACAACACCGAAGGAACGAACGAUCACAUCUCGUCAUUUUGCAGAGAACUUUUCGUCAAUCAAACUUCGGAAUUUAGUUCAUGUUUCGUUGUUUUCGAUCCAAAGGAAUAUGCUAAAAUGUGCUUAAGCAGUACUACGGAAUCCGAGGCAUGUACAAUCGCUAUAGCGUAUAUGCAAGUCUGCGUUUUUCACAACACAUAUUUGAGAAUACCCGAUAGAUGUACAACUUGUACUAUGAUAAACGGUAGUCAACUAGCCGAGGGUGAAUUUCGAAAAUUAGAAGGCAAUACGAUACCAAAGUCAACGGACAUCGUUUUCAUCGUAGAGGCAAAAGAAUGUAAUCGUGGUAUAAGGCAAAAUCGUAGUAUCGAACAACUGGUGAAUCAGAUGAACAAAGAACUCAAGGACAAAGGACUUGUUUCGAAUCGUUGGUCACUCGUAACUUUUGGUGGUAAUGGAGUUCACGAUCAGCCAAGAAGCGUAAUUCUCGACGGUCAAGUUUUUACGAAAAAUUUAAUGCGCUUUAUCGAUUAUUUCGAUCAUGUACCAAUUAGCAAUGGUAAUCAGGAUAUAUUCGCGGCAAUUGGUUUUGCUUCACAACUCGUCUUUAGAGCCGGAGUUUCUAAGACUUUCAUUUUGUUACCAUGUUCCCAUUGCGAACCAGAAAAUCAAACGUUGGAUUAUGCCGUAGUACAUCAAGUAUUGCUAGAACACGAUAUCGUAUUACACAUAUUAAUGGACGGUGAUUUCCAAUUUGAAAAGGAGAGACUUAACAAAAUUUUUUAUGGAUUCGAUGCGAGUAAAUCUUAUACAAAGAAAGAUGCGAGAAUUUUAACGGGUGACGAAAGUUUAAGGAGGCAAGUGAAAUCGAUGAAAAAUGUCCUAGGUUAUUGCACACCACUUUCCUUAGAGACUAAUGGAACUAUAUUCAGUGGAGAUAAAUUACGUUUUGAUAAGCUCGUUUCGAUAAAAAAAUUUGUUACCGUAUUUUCUAAGAGGAUAGCGCACACCGCUCUUCCACGAUCGUGUCAGCACUGCGAAUGCACGGCCGAUAAUAAUGGGAUCACUAAAACAGAAUGUAUGCCCUGCGUAUACCCAACACCUGUUACAGUGGAUUACGAAACUUUUAACGUAAAUGAAACAUUAUCAGCUAUGCAGCCGUUAGAUAUAGAUUACGGUCAGAUCGAUAUCGAGGAUGACUGAAGAAAUGUGAAGUGAAAAUUCAAAUAAAUUAAGUAAAGCUUAUUCUCUAAAUAAUAUGAGAUAGAUAACAUUUUGUAUGUAAUUAUAUUUAUUCGUAACAUUGUAAAAACAAGAAAAGUUUAUUAUAAUAAAUGUAUACUUACCUUUGA